UGUGUGAGAGUAAUGCUUCGGGGAGCUACGGUAUUUUCCAAACUGGAUCUACGGUCCGGAUACUGGCAGAUACGGAUGGCGGACAACUCUAUCCACAAAACUGCUUUCCGAACUCGGUAUGGAUCGUACGAGUAUUUGGUAAUGCCGUUUGGACUCACCAACGCACCGGCAACGUUCCAAGCCGAAAUGAACCACAUUCUACGACCACUUUUGGACGAGUGCAUGGUGGUGUACCUGGACGACAUCCUCAUCUACUCGCGCGACAUGAAGCAGCACGUCGAACACCUGCGACGCGUCUUCGAAAUUCUUCGACGAGAACGAUUCUACGUCAAACUGUCCAAGAGCGAAUUCGCCCUUGAGAAGGUCCAGUUUCUAGGACACAUGGUGAGCGCUCAAGGAGUUCACGUCGACCCCAAGAAAAUCGAAGCCGUACGUACGUGGAAGACACCCGAGAACGUGAAGGAGUUGCACCAUUUCCGAGGCUUCGCUAAUUACUACAACAGGUUCGUGCCACAGUAUGCGAAACUCGCAGCACCAGUUACGAAUCUGUUAAAGAAGAACACGCCCUACAAAUGGGAGCCGAAGCACCAGGAAGCCGUGGAGCAGCUGAAGCAAGCACUCACGUCCGCACCAGUACUCAUCUUGCCAGAUCCCGAACGCGACUACGUAAUCGAAGCUGACGCCAUCGACCAGGCAGUGGGAGCAGUCUUGAUGCAAGACCAGGGGAAUGGACUGCAACCAAUCGCCUACCUCAGCAAGAAACUACACGGGGCAGAACUAAACUAUUCGAUACACGACAAAGAGGCCCUUGCCAUCGUCAUCGCCUUCAAAGCGUGGAGAUGUUAUCUCGAAGGACGAAGAACAACCGUCUAUACCGACCAUUGCAGCCUGAAAUAUUUGAAGACACAACCCAACCUUUCUAGGAGGCAGGUCCGGUGGAUCGACUUCCUCGAGACACACUUCCACUACGACAUCGUGUACAAGCCCGGCCACAAAAACAAAAAAUACGCCCUCAUCCGGCCUGCACACCAACGCCAUGAGAGCAUCCAAGUCCCUGCAGUAGAGGAGGAAGGAAGGGGGAGAAGGAGGACUCAGCCCCCCAAAAGUCAUGACGCCAUCCUUGUCGUCAUCGACAAAUUCUCCAAAAUGGGACACUUCAUCCCGACACACACGACAGCAUGCACCGAAGAAACAGCACAACUCUUCGUUCGAUACAUCAUCUCACAACAUGGUAUUCCAACCACACUCAUCUCCGACCGAGACCCCAAGUUCACCAGCAAGUUCUGGAAGGAACUAAUGUCUCUGCUCGGGUCCAAACUCGCCAUGUCAUCCGCCUACCAUCCGCAGACAGAUGGACAGACCGAGCGCCUCAACCAAAUUGUUGAGCAACUCCUCCGAGCAGCCUGCAAGGACGAGAUCUUCAAAUGGGACUUGCACCUGCCCAUCCUAGAGUUUGCUUACAACAACGCUACACAUGCCGCUACAGCACAGACGCCGUUCUUCCUUUGCUACGGAUGCUGCCCACUCACACCACAGAAACCGACCACAUCAGCAACAGUCCAACCUGCACGCGACUUCAUUACGACCAUGCAUCAGCUUUGGGAUGGGACCCUUAGGCGCCUCCUUGACAUUCAACAGCAACAGAAGCGCCAGGCCGAUCGCCAUCGCAACGACCACACCAUUACCGUGGGAGACCAGGUGCUCCUUGACACCCUCAACCUUGACAUCAGCCAUCUCCCAUCGAAACUUCGACCUCGCUUCUGCGCGCUUUUCCUCCCCUAACGGGACCCGAACACGAUCUUUG
This is a messenger RNA of Closterium sp. NIES-67, 1804 nucleotides long. The record is from the annotation of a GenBank genome assembly. Lineage: Eukaryota; Viridiplantae; Streptophyta; Zygnematophyceae; Desmidiales; Closteriaceae.